AUGAAUAAUGGAAGCAAAACGCUGAUCCUAUUUGGAGUGUGGAUUUGGGUAUUUGGCUACUACUUGAGCGUGUGGAAUCUACAAACCAAGGUUUUACUAUGUUAUUGCAUUGUUGCGGCAUGUACGAUAAGUGUAAUAGAAUCUGACAAUACUAAUGAUACCAUUUUUGACAGAGUAUUACUGCUUAACAGGUUUAACAAAAUGCAUUAUCGGAGAUUCGCUGCGUUUUUGAUUGGAUUUCCUGGACUUUUCGCUUUGGAUUUCAAUCUAACAGGUUUAGGCUCUAUAAUGUUGGUAAUUGGCGGAUUGUAUAGAUUGGGUAGUGGUGAAGAAAGAAGCGAAAUUGAAUGUGGGUAUGACACAUGCUAUACAAUGGUGUAA
This is a messenger RNA of Babesia microti strain RI, 381 nucleotides long. RefSeq lists its product as hypothetical. The record is from RefSeq and is a predicted model, not a curated record. The coding region runs from base 1 to 381 and encodes 126 amino acids. The transcript has 4 exons. NCBI's taxonomy places the organism in Eukaryota, Apicomplexa, Aconoidasida, Piroplasmida, Babesiidae.